Fusarium verticillioides 7600 is the source of this 4069-nucleotide messenger RNA. Its product is annotated as syntaxin 16. Gene Ontology annotation, cellular component: endomembrane system; membrane; SNARE complex. The transcript is spliced from 3 exons. The record is from RefSeq and is a predicted model, not a curated record. Gene Ontology annotation, biological process: vesicle fusion; intracellular protein transport; vesicle-mediated transport. Bases 210 to 1244 code for a protein of 344 amino acids. Gene Ontology annotation, molecular function: SNARE binding; SNAP receptor activity. NCBI's taxonomy places the organism in Eukaryota, Fungi, Ascomycota, Sordariomycetes, Hypocreales, Nectriaceae.
UUUUAGCCAACGGAAGUGGUCCAGUGUCGUAAUGCCUUCAGCCGGAGCCAGCUAUCAGCCUCAACUCCAUUCGCGAUCUUCUCACUCAUGACGACAAUACCUUCCUCACCUCUCGUCCUAUGACGUUCACAAUCGCGAUUCCAUUUAGUCGAAACCCUCAUUCUAGGACCGCGCCUGACGAUAGCUUCAGUCCCUAAUUUGCGUCCGCCAUGUGGCGAGACCGCACGAACCUAUACAUCUCCUACCGGCAGUCUUACGCGCAUCACCCUACACAGCGAAGACCUUAUGGACCGGGCGCCCUUGCUUCUGGUCCCCUUGCCGACGCCUAUACUAGCAGUUAUGCGAACGACGAUCGUCGCGGCCUUCUAUCGGCCGGCGCGUUUGAAGACGAUGGCGAUGCCGUGAUUGAGAUGGAUUUACUGCCCCCUCGAUGGGCUGAUGUUUCGGAUGAGAUCACAGACUUGCUUGCCAAUAUCGCGACAAAGAGCCAGAGCUUGGAGAAGCUACACCAAAAGCAUGUGCUACCUGGUUUCAAUGAUGAAGAUGCUAAAAGGGCCGAGGAAGCGCAAAUAGAGAAGCUUACACAAGACAUCACCAAGGGUUUUCAUGACUGCCAUCGCUGCAUUCAAAGAAUCGAACAAAUGGUGCGGGAAUCACAGCACGCAGGUACCAUCACAAGGGCAGAGGAGACCAUGGCCAAGAACAUACAAAUUUCCCUGGCUGCUCGAGUUCAAGAUGCAAGCGCUAGUUUCAGAAAGAAACAGAGUGCUUAUCUAAAAAAGCUUCGUGGCAUGGGUGGCUUUGGCGGGUUGAGUCCUGGCGAGAGAUCUAGUACACCACAGCCAGGUUCCUAUCUCGACCCAUCUCUUCAAGAAUCUGAUGCAGAUCGAUCUUUUUCACAAUCGACACUCCAAGCAACCCAGCAGCAAAGAGUGCUCCAUUCCAAUGAUGCUGCGAUUGCUCAACGCGAACGAGAGAUUGAAGAUAUUGCCCAAGGUAUUAUCGAACUGUCUGACCUCUUUCGAGAUCUCCAGAACAUGGUCAUCGACCAGGGCACAAUGCUGGAUCGUAUCGACUACAAUGUUGAGCGCAUGAACACUGAUGUCAAAGCGGCUGAUAAGGAGCUAGUUGUAGCUUCUGGCUACCAGCGGAGGACGACCAAGCGCAAGAUCAUUCUCCUCCUAAUUCUAAUAAUCUUUGGCAUGAUCAUUCUAUUAGUGAUCAAACCCAAGAAGCAUGGGUAGAGGCGUUUUUCAUGGCAGUCUCAGGGAUACCCGUUGUCUCCCUUCACAUAUCCCGGCGCGGGCAUAGAGAGGCAGCAAUUAUUAAACACAUGUACCAAUACAAUGUAAAGCAAGCAAUGGGACAUGUCACCGAUGUGUUUGGAGUCACGGUUCUCUGUUCAUUUUUUUAUAUUUAUAUUUAUUGUUCUAUUUGGAACCAGCCUUUCUCUUUGGUCCUCGAGGCGUGUGGUUCAGAAGAAAUGCGAUCAUCGUUAUCGUAACUUUUUUCGAAAAGCCUAGGAUAGCUCUUCCACAACUUAGGUUUUUGCUUCUCGAUCUCCGACGCCAAUUGCGCCUCACUGGGGAGAAUCUGAGAGCCCCAGGCGCCUUCCACUAGUUGCUUCAUGUUCGCUGGAGAGAGCUCUCUAUCAUCUCUCUCCCUAGCCCUGGGUCUCAUGGGCAAUUGAGCCACCGCGAGACGAUAUAUCACUGUACUUCGCACUAUUUGGGGAUCAACGUAGACACCCUUGUCUCUCAGCACAGCCAGCAAGCGAACACCACAAGCCAAGUCAAAGUCUGCGAUGCCUACUGGCUUAACAUUUAUGAGAGAAGGCGGGAUCGGCCGUUGCGCCAAGGUCUGAUCAAAGCCCCAUCGAAUGAUGGAGCGCUGCAGACUGGCAUCGAAAAUCUUCUGUAUGGGGUGUUGUCUGUUCGUGAAUGGAAGAUCUGCUGGUAUGCGGAGUUCAUGGUUGGGAUCGUUUCGAUUCUUCGAACGUUUGAGAUGUUUCUGUUUUGGAUUUGUCUCGUUCUGGCAUGGGCCUAUUUCGGCUCUCCAGAACUCCUCCUUAAAAUGGCUCCUUUUCUUCUUCCCAUCGGCGAAGGAAUAGUAUUCAGACCAGGUCUCUGACUCACUGUCCAACUCUUCGGCUUUUAUAUUAGGGUUGGGGGGCUGGUCCUGCCGAUGCACGGGUAUCAACCCCCCUGGCUCAGGCCUAUAGAGUUCACAUAUCCCGUAACUUAGGCCUUCUAGAUCAUUGAAGCGUCCCAGACGUCCGAGGUUAUAAAGCAAUAUCUGCCAGUAUCGAACAGGAACGGCAACACCAUGUCGUGCCACUCUCAACGAGAGAUGAAUAGCUCGGUCAAGCAGCUGUGGUUUGUUGAGCUUUGGAUGGUAGCCUAUAUCUUCAAAGAUAUGGUUUAGGAGUGCUUUCGAGUUCUCCCGCUCCAUGCUUACAUCCAAGCUUUCCAUCUUAUCGACAACAUUCCUGACUUUCGCAAAACGUUUCAUGGACAGAGCCAUACUCAGGUGCUUAUUGAGAUCCUUGUAUAUGAUGCUGUCCUUACUUGGUCCCGGAGUAGCUGCCACGCCUUCAACCCCUUGGAGUAAUCGCUCUAAUCCCCAAUCUUGUUGUUGAGCGGAAGAUGCAAGUAGCAUUGACCGCGUCUCCGGAUUCCCAAACUCUUCUGGGUGUAUAUCGCAGUGUAGAAGGGUUCUGAGCAAUUCGUCCUCGCCUCGUUCCGCGAAGGAGAUGAUUGCAUCGCAAUAGGCUCCAGAUCUUAUUCCGAUGCCUAACUUUCGGAGCUGUGUCAGGCGAUCAGCAACUCCGCGGGCGUCAUCUUCUCUCAACGCAAUGGAUUGCAACGAAUGAUAGCUAAUUGUGCGGAGGCCAAUCUUAUGCAUCAGGUUGAUCGCAAACUCUGGAGAAGUCCAAGAGCUGGCGAACCAUCGUGCUGUAAACCUGUCGCUGAAAAAACUACUGUUUGCUUCCAACUGGGUAACCUUUCGUACAUUGGUACGAACGCCAUCACCAAUGCUGGUGUCUCCAUUGAGUACCGCCAACUCUUCCUUCGUGAGCUGGAUUGCGGAAAAAUAGCGAGAAAAGAAAUCCAAGAAAGGCAUGGACUUGGGCGACUUGGGAUGGUCAUUGAAAAGAUUGAACCUUUUUCUCCAGACACGCGCGGCAUGUGACUGGCCACUUUCAAAGAGAGCCGGCACAACAUAGUCGUACAACUCACGGUAUGGACUGAAAACGUAUAUCUUGGUCAAAGUACUCUGGAGCUGGGGAGUGAAGUCGAUGGCACAACUUGCCAGCAGAGCACCGAAGCUACCCAACUCAGGACGGAACAAGGGCAUGAGUUUGAAAUGCCAGGCCAAUGCAUUUUCAUAAUCAGCGUGAACUAAAUAGAAAUGAACCACUUUCAGGUAUAGUUCAGGCCAAUUGAAGUCGUGAGUUUCUAGCAGUUGUCCCGCGACCUUGAAAAGCUCUUCCAUCCGAUCAGAAUUUGCCAACGCUGCCUCCAAGAUGUUAUCACGCAGAAAAGAAGCUCCAGUUUUGGUUAAGAGAUGAGAUUGGUCUCUGUCCCGGAGCUCCAGAAGCGUCUCCCAUGUUCCUUGGUCUCCGCGAUCCUGACGGCUCGAUAAAAUGUGACACUCCCAAAAGUAUAUGGCAUCCAAAUCAGACUUCUGGCCCGAGGGGGUAUCUGUUUUGCUUCCACGCAGGCGAAUGCCUAGUGGGAAGGGUAAUUCGGAUUUUGGCGGCCACUGUGCUGUCUCUUGUUGAAGAUUAUGCUGUCUCGUCCCACCCCCAGCUUCUUGGCCAGAAAUCAGCCUAGCAUCCUUUUCUUGUAUUCUCGCAGGUGCUGGUGCCAAUUCUGCAUUAUUUAGAGAUCUGUGUCGUGUGAGUGUCCUGAUGUAUCGAGUAUAUGCGGAUUGGCGAAGUCGAAACUGUAUAGGGAUUCGAUGCAUGACUGGGUAAAUUCACCAGCAUUAGCUGGUCUCGUAACAUCGCAUCGGUAGUGGUCGAGAAGAUAUUAGUAAAAUCAUCGAAUCUGUCUUAAGACCGAAA